AGAUCUCAUAUAUGAUUACUUUGAGGUUCUUCCUGGCUAUAAGCUUCGAUGUCAUAUCUGUUCUCAAUGUUAUCUGAAUAUAUUAUCACGUGUGGACAAUCUUAGCCAGCAUCUUUGUAAAGAGCAUAAAGAAGCAUUUGAAGAGCUUUCUCUAAAAUACUUUUUGCGAGAUUAUGCAUACCUUCAAUAUAAUUAG
Messenger RNA from Dentiscutata heterogama, 196 nucleotides. The record is from the annotation of a GenBank genome assembly. NCBI's taxonomy places the organism in Eukaryota, Fungi, Glomeromycota, Glomeromycetes, Diversisporales, Gigasporaceae.